Acanthochromis polyacanthus (spiny chromis) is the source of this 4925-nucleotide messenger RNA. It is a transcript of the gene arhgef7b, whose product is annotated as Rho guanine nucleotide exchange factor (GEF) 7b. The transcript has 22 exons. The coding region runs from base 267 to 2831 and encodes 854 amino acids. Gene Ontology annotation, molecular function: guanyl-nucleotide exchange factor activity; protein binding. The record is from RefSeq and is a predicted model, not a curated record. Gene Ontology annotation, biological process: intracellular signal transduction. Lineage: Eukaryota; Metazoa; Chordata; Actinopteri; Pomacentridae.
CCUGUUUUCACAUUCACAGUUGUGCUCGAGCAAAGGUGAUGCCAACAUCCGCUGACAGAGAGACAGAGACAAUGCAAGGCUGCUGAAGGAGCCGGAUUUCUCACUUCCACCUUAUUUUCUGAGCUUUCUUUUCAGCGCUCAUGAGGAUGUUCAAACAAGGCGGGGCUCGAUCUGCUGCCUGGACGAACCACAAGUAGGAGAGAACAGAGAGGGAGAGCUGGAAAGGAGUCCUGCUGCUGCUGUUUCAUGACAUCUGAGAUCCGAACAUGAAUUCGGCCGAGCAGACGGUAACGUGGCUCAUCACGCUGGGAGUCCUGGAGUCUCCCAAGAAGAGCAUCUCGGAUCCAGAAGCUUUUCUCCAGACGUCCCUGCAGGAUGGAGCGGUCCUGUGCAGGCUGCUGGAACGACUCAGACCCGGGACGGUGGACAAAUUUUUCCAGGAACCAAGGAGCGACAGCGAGUGUCAGAGGAACAUUGCCGAGUUUAUUAAAGGCUGCGGGGCUUUCGCCGUGGAGCCCUUUGAGGUCAAUGACCUGCUGCAAGGACUGAACUUCACCAAGGUGCUAAACUCAUUGGUUGCCCUUAACAAAGCUACGGAAGUUAUAGGAGGUCCUGGAGACAGUGUGUGUGUGCCGCGCUCCUCAACGCUGAGGAUCAAGUCAUUUGACUCCCUAAACACUCAGAGUCGCUCCUCUAAACUGCUGCAGCCUCAGUACCGCAGCCUGGACAUGUCAGAGGACAGGGGGUGUGGCCAGUUGCUGGUCAAGGCUCGCUUCCCUUUCCAGCAAACCAAUGAGGACGAACUGUCUUUCUCCAAGGGUGACAUCAUCAAUGUGAGCAGGCAGGAGGACGGGGGCUGGUGGGAAGGCUCGCUGAACGGCAAGACUGGGUGGUUCCCUAGUAACUAUGUGCGGGAGCUGAAAGGAAGCGACAAAGCAGCAGACAAACCCAAGUGCGGGACACUGAAAAGUCCGCCCAAAGGCUUCGACACCACCAUCAUCAGUAAGACCUAUUACAACGUGGUCCUACAGAACAUCCUGGAAGCAGAGAAUGAAUAUUCGAGGGAGCUGCAGAGUCUCUUGGGUUCGUACCUUCGCUCACUUCACCCCACAGACAGACUCAGCAGUGUUGACAUCGGUCACAUUCAAGGGAAUCUAGAGGAGAUCUCAACCUUUCAACAGAUGUUGGUUCAGUCUUUGGAGGAGCAUACCAAACUUCCUGAGAACCAGCAGAAGAUUGGCGGGUUCUUCCUGAGUCUGAUGCCCCAGAUGAAGAUCAUCUAUGUGGCUUACUGCUCUAACCACCCAUCUGCUGUUAAUGUACUAACACAACACAGUGAAGAACUGGGGGAGUACAUGGAGUCAAAAGGGGCAUCUAGUCCUGGGAUCUUGACAUUGACCACGAGCCUGAGCAAACCUUUCACCAGACUAGAGAGAUACCCAACGCUGCUGAAAGAGCUGGACAGACAUAUGGAAGAGCAGCACCCAGACAGAGGUGACCUCCACGCUGCCAUGACGGCCUUCAAAAGCCUUGCAGCUCAGUGUCAGGACGUGAGGAAGAAGAAGGACCUGGAGCUGCAGAUUUUAACCGAGCCAAUCAGAAACUGGGAGGGGGAUGACAUCAAAACCCUCGGACCUGUUCUCCACAUGUCCCACGCCACAGUUCACACGCAGAAUUGUCAGGAGUCAAAUGAACGCUACCUCGUCCUCUUCCCUCACACUCUGCUCGUACUCUCUGCCAGCCUCAGAAUGAGUGGAUUCAUCUACCAGGGGAGGAUGCCGUUAUCAGGAAUGCUUAUCUCCAGGAUAGAAGAUGGAGAAAACUUGAGGAAUGCUUUUGAAAUAUCAGGUGGUCAGUGUGAGCGGAUGCAGGUAGCGUGUAACACUCAGCAAGAUCUGCAGGACUGGCUGGAUCUUCUCACCAAACACACACACACUCCGACUGCACACACACACUCCUACAAGCCUCAGUCCGUCUGCCACACACUGCCCUCUCAUCCCGUCACUCCGACCAGACACUCCGAGUCUCGUGGGGGAAGCGUCGGACACGCCUACCACACCCUUCCUCAUCCCUCUUCGUAUGGGAUGGGUCACAGCAGCAGCAGCCCGAUGUGGGGGCCGCUGGAGCAACCAAGUACUCCCAAACCCUGGAGCUUGAGCUGCCUUCGCCCUGCGCCUCCACUCCGGCCCUCUGCUGCUCUCUGCUACAAGGAGGAUAUGAGUAAGAGUCCUAAGAACAUGAAGAAGCUGCUCCCGAAGAGGAAGCCAGAGAGGAAACCUUCAGAAGAGGACUUCACUGUCAGAAAGAGUACAGCAGCUCUGGAGGAGGACGCUCAGAUACUCAAAGUGAUUGAGGCGUAUUGUACCAGUGCCAAAACACGACAGACCCUCAACUCCACCUGGCAAGGGACUGACCUCAUGCACAACCACGUGCUCGCUGACAGCAGCCUCACUGUGGCUGGGCUCCCAGGCAACCUGCCAUGCUCUGACCAAUCAGAAGACUCAGAUUAUGACAGUAUCUGGACUGCCCAUAGUUACAGGACUGCUUCAUUUUCUCGCUCCAGCAGGAAGGAUGUGCAGAUGUUGUUUCCGGAGGAGGAGAAGAUUAUCGUAGAGGAAACACGGAGCAAUGGACAAACUGUGAUGGAGGAGAGGAGUCUGGUGGACACCGUGUACAGUCUCAAAGAUGAAGUCCAAGAGCUUAAACAGGACAACAAGAGGAUGAAGAGGACGCUGGAGGAGGAACAGCGAGCGAGAAAGGAGCUGGAGAGGAUUGUCAGGAGAGUUCUGAAGAACAUGAACGACCCGACCUGGGAUGAGACUAACCUCUGAGAUGAUUUUAUAUCUGAACAUCGUAGAUGAGAUAAGUUUCUGACUUUUAAAUCCUCAAAUGACCAGAGCUGUCAGUCAUCCUGGGUGGACAGAAGCUGCCAGUAGUUCAUGCCGCUCUUCAACGUGUCUCCACUUCCACUUGCUCUGACCUUCACAGUGACCUGUGUGCCAAACUGUGGUCCAAGAGGAAAUGCCUGCCAGCCAUUAGCAAGCCAUCCCAACCGACCAUAAAGCUGUGAAGCCACAAUAGAUACGAUGUCACCCCUUUCUGUCAGGCUCCUUCAUCUCGUCUUUGGAGCGUAGACAAAAAGAAUGCCUUUCCUCAUUUACCUGCAUCUUCAUCAUUGACUGGGCGGUGCAUGAAUCCGAGCUCCACGUGGGUUUUUAUAUUUCAGAAAGAUAUCACAGCAGUACGUGAAUGAAUUCCCUCAAUGAAACUUGAAACAGACAUUCCUAAGCAGCAGUUUUGUCUCAUUUUCAAAUGUUAAUCAUUCUAAAAUCACCUUUUGAAAUUCAUAUGUUAAUGAUUCACAGACUAACAAAGUAUAAAGUUGUUUUAUUUGUUAUAUCAAAUACAUUUUAAAUGAACUGAACCUACUUUUACCAGCACUUAGAAGCAGGUUUUACAGAAUUAGCUAAAAGGUCUCAGUGUAUUGUGAAGGUUUUUGCAAACAUUUAGCUUGACAUUUUAGACCAGAACACUCUAUUACUUCCCAUUAAAUGUGAGCAGAAUUUCUACUUCUGCCUACUAAUGACUAUUUGGAGGCUCAAACUAAACAUUAAUGGGUUUUUGACAAUAAUAUGAAUUAGUCAGUGGGUCAUUUGAUGUAUUUUAACUUUUGAAAACAGAACCUCUCAGAAAUGUGGAGUUACUUGAAAAUCAUCUUGUAAUUGUGAAACAGUUUCUCAGGAAUUAACACGACCGUCCAUUUUAAAACUGCACAUCCAAAGCAAUAUCUAAAGGAAUGGAAAGCUUGACAAAAAUUCCAACAGUCAAACUGCUGAACUGCCUCUUACAUGAAGUUUAUUUACAUCAAGUUCCCCUAAAAAUUAAGCUGCCCAAAAGAAAAAAAAACCCCCGCAAACCUGUGUUAUAAUGGAACAAUCAAACUACGAUAUCAGGAAGAUUAAAGUUAAGCAAAGAUAUUUCUGAAAGCCGAUACUGUACCAACACAAUCCCUGCCUGUUUAGCUACAGAUUUACACUUUUGACUUUUAUGUACCUUUUUUUUAAACUUACCGUACUGUGGUCAGCAGUUUUUGCUCCUCAUGUCAGCUAAGAUACAAUCAAAUACACCAGAAUAAAUGUUUUUAUUUGCAGUGUCAUACGUCUUCUGUAUACAAUAUAAAAGUAAUUAGAACCGUCUAUGUAACAGUCCACUUUUUAGAAAUUUUCAAUUGCAAUGUUACCACCUUAAAUGUUUCUAGAAGCCAGUUGAGUUUCAUUACAAGUACUGUCUAACUAAGAAAAGUUAAACUGCACUUAACUGAUACUGUCUUAUUAUUUGCAGAAGAAGAAAACACUGUUUUACUCAAAUGAUGUCCAGAGCUAAACAAAAAUAUUCCCACUGAGACCGCUGAACGCUCUUUCUGUUUCAAGACCAAAGUCAAAGCAAUACAACUCUGGAAAAAUGUUUUUUACGAUGUCGAUAUGCAACUUACUGUAGAAUGAUUUCUUAUUUUUUAUAUUUGUUAUUGUCUUUUUACUUUGAUUUGUAACACUUGUUAUUUUCUACUUGACCCGGCUGAUCACAUUUGUACAGAAAAGCAGCAGCGUAUUUCUCAGGAGCGUCUGGAGACAUGCCAUUUAGAGAAAAAGAAAAAAAAAAAGAAUCCCGUGCUAAAGCUUUGAGCUUCAAGACUUCACCUACAAAUUCCACAUUGCUGAAUUUAGAACCACACUAAUGUAAACCAUGUAAUACAGUGUGCCAGUUAUUGGCCGUCUAACUUAUGUAUUUAACUGACUGAUGUAAAUGUGUUGUGUGUUCAGAUGUUACAGUGAUGAAAACGAUUACAGUAGUUACUAUGAAGAGAAUCAUCCCCCGCUAUUUAUUUCACCCGUUUGUCAGUGAAUAAACUGUUGAUCAAACUUCAA